AUGACAACAGUGAUGGUGACAGCGGUGAGGCCUCUUCUUGCCAAGCACAGCUCCCUGAGAGGGGUCAGCCACGGCCUCAGCUUCAGACUCGCAGUAAGCCUCGGGCCCCUUCCCCUCAUCACAACCUGUCUUGCCGUCGCGUCGAGCUACGACUUGAGCGGCCGCGACAUCACUCCCCGUGACUAUCAGCCAAUAGACACGCCUUACGACAAGGAGCAGAACGAGGAAGGCAUCGCCGUAUUGGAUGCUAGCGACUUGGACCAUGCUCGAUAUGGCUUCGUCUGGUCUUCCGGCAGAACAAAUAUCGAGCUUCUCGAGCUAGCCUAUGGAGGCCGGCCAUACCUCGACUGGAGCAUGUAUCCGAACCUCCUUGUUGAAGAUGCCGGCGCCGCCUUGAAACGUCGAGCGUUUGAUCAGGCCACCGCAGCCCGGCUCGAUCCUGCCUUUGAGUCAGCAGAUCGGGAGGACGAGCAUGCCGACCACCAUGUGUUUGCCGCGUGCUCUAACUCAGACCACGGUCUCGCUGAGGGAGCGCUGUAUCUCUCCACGUCGUAUCUCCUAGUGGCGCACCAAGGAAGACACCACUACAGGACUCCUAGUUUCGAGUGCUUUUACAUUGCCGAUGCCGUGUGCACUCCCGGUAAAGUUGUCAGCGGCUUUCCCCACUACACCAUAAGUCUAUGUCUGGACAGCUCUGGUCACAAUGGGUGUUCCGGCCUCUCCGCAGCGUACUGUACGGUCCAAGAGUCCCACCAGGGUUGGCCACAACAGCUUUUUGCAGGAAAGGACCUCGAGGUGGCCGACCUGGAGCGGUUCCUCAUGUUGACUGCGCCUCAUGUGCGCACCCAGGAGCUGACGAAUGCUCUCAAUGCGCCUCACGAGGAUAUGGCUCGGGCUUUUGAUGAGUGUUACGGCCAUCAAGACGGGAUCAGCCUGACACCUCUCUGCGUCGACGAACCAUGCGAUCUGCUGAACCAGUUUCCCUCGAAUGUCUUUAAAGUUGAACGUGCAGCCAAGAAAGCUAUCCGUGACGACGACUGA
Molecule: messenger RNA, 1041 nt
Organism: Hirsutella rhossiliensis
Lineage: Eukaryota; Fungi; Ascomycota; Sordariomycetes; Hypocreales; Ophiocordycipitaceae
Exons: 4
Coding region: 1-1041 (346 amino acids)
Source: RefSeq, a predicted model, not a curated record